Messenger RNA from Hevea brasiliensis (rubber tree), 1407 nucleotides. Its product is annotated as psbP domain-containing protein 6, chloroplastic. Lineage: Eukaryota; Viridiplantae; Streptophyta; Magnoliopsida; Malpighiales; Euphorbiaceae. The transcript has 3 exons. The record is from RefSeq and is a predicted model, not a curated record. Bases 86 to 739 code for a protein of 217 amino acids.
UAAAAGGAUAAGACUUAAAAAGAUGAGAGAGUGAAGAGCGGGAGAGUCCCAUCCCAAAAUCCCCAUCUCUCUCUCAAAGUCUGAAAUGGCCACUGCUUCCCUAACCCCAAUCUCUCCAGUUUUCUCAACCUCCACAUCUCCAAAAUCUCCCAUCAAAACCUCAACAACACCCACAAUAUGGCACCAAAACCGAAACCAUUUACCUCUCAGGAGACAAAUUUUGCAAGGAUUCGCAUUGUCUCCCCUCAUUCUGAUAAAAGAAACUGCCAUUUCAGAAGCUAGAGAGGUCGAGGUUGGAUCCUACCUCCCGCCUUCCUCAUCAGAUCCUUCCUUUGUGCUUUUCAAAGCCACUCCUAAAGACACCCCUGCUCUUCGUGCAGGAAAUGUGCAGCCCUACCAGUUCAUCCUCCCACCAACUUGGAAGCAAACACGCGUAGCAAAUAUAUUAUCUGGCAAUUACUGCCAACCCAAGUGUGCAGAGCCUUGGGUUGAGGUAAAGUUUGAGGAUGAAAAGCAGGGGAAAGUCCAGGUUGUUGCGUCUCCUUUGAUACGUUUGACCAAUAAACCUAAUGCUUCAAUUGAAGACAUUGGAAGCCCCGAUAAACUCAUUGCUUCACUUGGCCCUUUUGUAACUGGAAACUCAUAUGACCCAGAUGAGCUGUUAGAGACAUCAGUUGAAAAGCUUGGUGAUCAGACGGAUUCGCUGCAGUCUAGGGCUAGUCAACGGUCCACGUCGUAACUUUCCGGUGCGGUCACCUAUCGCUACAGUUUUUGGCUCGUUUAACUUAAUCACAUUUCAUUGCUCUUAUUUUUUCUUUAUUUUUCUUGUUUUUUUUCUAUUAUAUUCAUUAUUUUAUGUUUCCUCACAAACAUUUAAGUGUAGUUCCAGGCAUUCUAGCUAUCCGGACAGACACUGGUCACCGAAACAGUAGAACGCACUACCGAAUAUAGGGGUGUUACAUGCUUUGAGAAAUAGGUUACUACUUCUUAAGUCCGAUACUUUUUUUUUUUAAUUUUUUUUUUAAUUUUUAAGUCCAAAUACUUUUUCUUGUUAAGUUCUGAUGUUCGUAAAUUUGCUUCUCUUUAGUUCUGAAAGGAAAACUCCAUUGGCUUCCAUUGUUCAACACUAAAUAUAUCAUUUUACUGGCGCUUUUUUUCUUUUCCUUCCUUUUCUUUGGGGGUCCAGUCCAAUACUUUUAAGAAUGACACUUGUUUUGUGAAAGGCGAGUAUCUUAAUUUAGUUUUGAGGGUAGAAGUCUUGUAAUAGCCGGAAAGAUAAUAGCAUGCAUGUGAAAUGUUUUAAUAUACGACGGGCAUACUGGAGAGGUUGCUUGAGACUCAAAUCAAGUCUAUUUGUCCAAUGGGUGGAUUGGAAAAAAGGCAAUGCUAAAUCUUUGUUAUCUUUUU